AGCCGCUUACUUAGAAUUAGUUUUACAAAAGCGACGGCUCAUAGGAAUGACGAAUGCCAGACGAAACACAAUGUAGCUGUGAAACGGGAGGUGAUAGCGAUGGGAUGGGGGCCUAUUCAAUGCUGACAGUUGGGAUUUGCGUAACGUCAUGUUUGGAGGUUGGACAUUAUAUCACACCUAGAAAAACAACCUUGUUAUGUGAGUUGAUGCAGACAGCUGAAACUGAAAAUACUGAACUUUGUCACAUGUUACAUUUGCAACGAUAACAAGAGCUGCAGAUAUGUGACCAAUGAACAAAUCUGUAGAGAGACGUAAAGAGCUGUGUGACUGUAUCUCAUCAGAAUACAUUUCAGAGGACGUAGAUGUGUUUUAUUGUAAGUAAGUGACAGAAUAUUUUGAUCACAUGACUUGCGAUGGCAAGAUACAACUGUCCCUUUAGCUGAAAAUGUGCCGUCAUAACAGAAAAUAGUGCAAAAUCACACAUAACAGAUUUGGCGAAAUGAAAUACAGCACACAGCUCUUGUACCUCUCAAAUAUGGAGAGUGUGAAACUUGUGCAAGUCUUUGUUUGUCCCUCUGCUUGUAGCCGGUUACAUGCCCAUUUCGAAGUAUUUUAUUCAAGGUACGUCAGUGGAGGCCCAUUCCCACAACACACUGUAAUGUAGACUAAAUCCAUGGACUGGGAUGAGGGUGGGCGGAAGGUGGUAAUGUGGGGGAGGUGGCCAAGGACCCACAUAAGAGGGGGAGGAAGGCCGACUACACAAUUGUGUAUCUGACCGGGCGAGCUUGAGCUUGUCCUGGAUAGUCGUGGAAAAGUUUGCUACUAUUUCAUUUUCUUCAUGGCUGCUGUUCAAACAGAAGUUUCCCUGUGCCCAAGUUGGCAGAGGCCCUUGUAUAUCUAUGGGGGGCUGGUAUGCAACUCACUGAUGGCUGACUACUGGUCGGACAGGACUCCUCUCCACGAGGCUGCCUACCAGGGCAGACUGCUCCACCUCAGAAGCCUCAUCGCUCAGGGCUUCCACUUGGACACACUCACCAUGGACAGAGUCUCUCCCCUGCAUGAAGCUUGUCUCGGUGGACAUUAUGCAUGUGCCAAGUUCCUGUUGGACAACGGUGCAAAUGUGAACACAGUAUCAAUAGAUGGUGCCACACCUCUCUUCAACUCCUGCAGCAGCGGGAGUUCUGCCUGUGUCAGGCUCAUUUUGCAGCACAGUGCCCUCAUCAGCGCCACCUAUCAGCUGGUAUCGCCAAUACACGAGGCCGCAAAGAGAGGCCACAGAGAGUGUCUGGAGCUGCUGCUGAGCUACGGAGCACAUGUUGACAUGGAGCUGCCAGUAGUGGGGACUCCGCUGUAUGCUGCCUGCACGGCGGGGGCCGCUGUCUCCGUGGAGCUGCUGCUUCGCACAGGAGCAGACGUUCAAAUAGGGUGUGGACAGGACAGUCCUUUACACGCUGCAGUUCGAUUUGGAGGAGCCGACAUCGUGGACCUCCUGCUGGACUUCGGAGCUGACGUGUGUUGUAGGAACGCAGAGGGAAAAACUCCUCUGGACCUGUCAGCACCAAACAGCCCAGUGAGAACCAAACUACAGUCAAGAGGUCCUUACGCUCUGUCUGAGCUGAGUCGGUUCUGUAUUCGCAGACGUCUGGGAAGGAAUCGUCUGCACAGAGUGUUCAGCCUGUUCAUUCCUCACAGUAUCCAGGACUUCCUCCUCUACCAAUGAAGCAUCUCCAGCUUGCUUGUGUGGCUCACAUUGAUCCAGGCCCUACUCUGACCUAUAAGGCAAAACACGAGUGGGCAAAGACAGUCACAUUUAGAGAAUUAUAGCUUUCCCAGGCGGCACGUUGAUGCAGUGGUUAGCACUGUCGCCUAAAAGCAAGAAGGUCCUUGCGGUGAAUCCUGGCUCGGCCGGGUUCUUUCUGUGAGGAGUUUGCAUGUUCUCUCUACAACUCUGGGCGUUUCUCCGGGUACGCCCACUUCCUGCCAAAUGGCCGAAGACAAGCCGCUUAGGUUGUUUGGCAAUUCUAAAUUGUCCAAAGGUGUGAAUGGCUGUUUGUAUCUGUAUAUCAGCCCUGUGAUCCGCUGGCGGCCUGUGAAAGGGUAUAACCUGCCUCUCGACCACUGUCAAAGGAUGGAUGCGUUUAAUAAUUACUGAUCACGAAGAGUUCAGAGAUCAGUUGUAUUCAUAUUGUAGCCACUGUGAUGUAUAUUUAUACUUUUAAGGAAAAUAACUGGAGGUUGAAUAAAUAUAAAAACAAAUGAAGUGGAAUUUAACUGAUUUUACAUAUCAACACCUGUUUACAGUUGUAGGGGAGUAAAACUGCAUAUGCAAAAAAGCUGCAUAAAAUCUUUUGGUGGCUCCAGGGAGUUUGGGUCAACAGUGUAAAGUUUUUCAAACUGUCUGGAAAAUUUAGCGUGGUGGUGUGGAGAGAAUAGAGCUCAACAAGGGCCUGAUAUCCCCCGCCAUGUCUCUGCAUAAGGCAAGCAGCUGGGAGCCACAUUAGCCGUGGGUAGAGCAGAUGUAUGAAAUGUUUUCUUUUUUUAAGUUGAUAUUGAUAUAAUACACAGUGGUCCUAAAUCUACACUUUGAUAUUGUAAUACAGGUUUUUACAGAAUGUGCACACCCCUGUAUUCACUGAGUAAAU
Hippoglossus stenolepis (Pacific halibut) is the source of this 2642-nucleotide messenger RNA. RefSeq names its product ankyrin repeat and SOCS box containing 11 (gene asb11). Bases 839 to 1720 code for a protein of 293 amino acids. Gene Ontology annotation, molecular function: protein binding. Lineage: Eukaryota; Metazoa; Chordata; Actinopteri; Pleuronectiformes; Pleuronectidae. The record is from RefSeq and is a predicted model, not a curated record. Gene Ontology annotation, biological process: protein ubiquitination; positive regulation of protein catabolic process. The transcript has 7 exons.